Molecule: messenger RNA, 1725 nt
Organism: Cajanus cajan (pigeon pea)
Lineage: Eukaryota; Viridiplantae; Streptophyta; Magnoliopsida; Fabales; Fabaceae
Source: RefSeq, a predicted model, not a curated record
AUGAACGUGGUCUUCAUCCGCAAAGUCAGAUACACCACGUGGCUGGAAAACGUGGUAUUGGUCAAGAAGAGCUCGGGAAAGUGGUGCAUGUGUGUCGACUACACCGGCCUCAACAAGGCGUGUCCCAAAGACUCAAAUCCCCAGCCGAGCAUCGAAAGGUUGGUUGAUGGUGCCUCCGACCAUGCUCUCCUCAGCUUCCUCGAUGCAUACUCAGGGUAUAAUCAGAUCAUAAUGUACCCACCAGACGAGGAGCACACAGCCUUCAUCACCGACCACGUAAAUUUCUACUAUCGCGUGAUGUCUUUCAGCCUCAACAACGCGAGAGCUACUUAUCAAAGGCUGAUGGACAAAGUUUUUUACCAACAGAUUGGUCGAAACAUGGAAGUCUACGUCGAUGACAUGGUUGUCAAGACCACCUCAGCCGAGGAUCAUGUCGCCGACUUGGCCGAGGUGGGCAUUGAAGCCAACCCAGAGAAGUGCAAAGCUAUUAUCCUACUACAGAGUCCCCAGACUGUCAAGGACAUCCAACGCUUGGCAGGACGGUUAGUCUCUCUCUCCCGUUUCAUCCCCAGGUUGGCAGAGAGAGCAAGGUCCAUCUUCACCUUGCUGCAGAAACCCAAGAACUUUGAGUGGACCGAGCCGUGCGAAGAAGCUUUCAAAAGCUUCAAAGUUUUCCUCACAACUCCACCAAUCCUUCAGAGGCCAAAUCAUCACGCCGACCAACUUCUUUACUUGGUCGUGGCAGAGGGUGCAAUCAGUGUGAUCAUAGUGCAAGAACACCAAAAGGUGGUCGUCAAAACUGACUACCCAAUUAAGCAGAUCUUGAGAAAGCUGGAGCUCGCCGGGCGUAUGAUAGCAUGGUUAGUGGAGUUAUCUGAGUUCGGCAUCCAAUAUGAAAGUCGAGGCCCCUUGAAAGCUCAGUGCCUAGCAAAUUUUGUGGCUGAACUCACCCCAACCUCGGCUGUAGAACAACAGGUAUGGACUUUACACGUCGAUGGAUCCUCCAAUUCUAAAGGUGGUGGUGCAGGUAUCAUUUUGGAGGGACCAAAUAAAAUCACCGUAGAGCAAUCUCUCAAAUUUGGCUUCAAAGUGACCAACAACCAAGCAAAGUACGAAGCGUUACUAGCAGGAUUGAGGUUGGCACGCGACCUCGGAGCACAGUGGAACGCCAGGGCUGACCUCCUAUCCAAGCUUGCCAGUACGAAGCGCCCUAGACAACAUCGGACCAUCAUCCAGGAGACCCUGAAUUCACCCAGUCUAAACGAGAAAGUCGUCAACACUAGUGAUGGUGGAGACCAAGGAUGGAUGACGGGCAUUUGGAACUACUUAAAGGAGGGAACUCUACCCGAAGAUAAGGAUAAAGCUCGCAAAAUGAGGGUAAGGUCAGCCAAAUUCAUCAUCAUUGGAGACGAACUGUUCAAACGCGGCAUCUCCACUCCUCUGUUAAAAUGCUUAGCAAGGUCCCAAGCCACCUAUGUCAUCGUGGAGAUCCACCGAGGGAUAUGUGGUUUGCAUUCCGGGGCACGAUCGAUGACGCCCAAGGAAAUCCCUUACAGGUUGACCUAUGGAGCUGAUGCCAUAAUCCCGGUGGAGGUCGGCGAGAUGUCUCAUCGACGUCAUGUCUUCAACAGUGAGCAAAAUACUCAAGAGACAGCAGUCAACCUCGACCUGAUUGACGAGCUCAGAGAGGAGGCUCAGAUUCACGAGGAAGCUUGCAAACUUUGA